AUGGAUUAUGUCUCAUUCAUAUCCGGCCGGGGACAACCAAAUGCAUUAUCCUCAGCAGCUAUUUCUGCCCUGUGGACCUGUUUACAGGCGGGUGAGCAAGUUGUUACAUGCAGACACUUCGCCAAUUUUUCGCGCGAAAAGCAUUCACAAAUUCCUGACAUCCCUACCUCAUCGAAUACAAUAGUACCAGCCCUGUCGCGUGUCUACGGAGUUAGAGUAACAAGGAAGGCAAGGCCGCCCAUAGGACAACCACGGCGGGGAGUCGCGCUGCAGCGCAGUGGGGGAAGGCCCACAGCUGAGCGCCGGUCCGCCUCCCCCGUCCAGCCGGCCAGUCUUCGCGCGUGCCCGGCCGGACAUCGACCGGCCCCAGCGCCCUCCCGCGGACUCCCGGCCCACGUGGGCUGGCGCGCGCCCCACUGCAGCGUCAUGUGCGUCGUUGCUGUCGGCUUCUUGGCGAGAAAUCAACGCAUCAUGUGUCGCAGUAGUAUCUUGCAGGAUCCAAAUUAGGGCAUGAAGCUCGAUGUCUACAAGGAAGAUGCAUUAACCAUUAGUAACACAGAAGGAAGGUGGUAGCUUGAACGUCAAUUACUAGAAGAGACUUGUGAACAAAUCUGGAGUACAGGUGCUUGUGUUCUGAGUGUCAGUCGGAUCGUUAUCGUCCAGUGAAGAACUAGUGCAGUGAACUUCGAUGAACGCGUCCAUUAUGCUGUAAUUGACGCAGAGAAUAAAUUUAACCCUUACUUCUGCAAAGACCACUUGGAGAGAACUUUGUUAACACGUGUAUCAGGCUGUCGCUUCCUUUCCCUUGCUAACAAAUGAACUACCAUAUGAAAAUCCUUAAAACAAUGUUUGUGUUUUCCCAUUGAGUAAAUCCGAUCAUCGCUGACAUAACUUUCACCGUGAAACUUAACUCUUCCAUUACAAGCAUCCCGUGAAAACCUGAAGAAACUGAAAUGCUUCCAUUCAGUCGAUCGCCGGUGCUUGUGAGGCAUUGACAAAUGUGAGUGACCGAUGAGGCGCAAAGCAAAUCAACCAUUUCAGAACUAUGACCAAUGCUUUUAAGAUGUCAGAUACCACAUGCAAAGUUGCCAACGAUUUAAUAAGGAAACACGUGUGACGUCAAGGGCGAAGUGAAUUAUUUACUCCCUCUUUCUAUCAGCAAAUCAAUGAAUUACGGAUAGAGGUGAGACAUUUUGAAAAUCACUGCGCCUGGUCAGCCCAGCGGAGUAAAAUUUCCACCGCGAGCUGCAAUGCGAACUUUCUAGCGAGCGAGAGCGAGAAGGGGCGUUUAGUGGACGGGGCGUCCACGAGAAAGGGAAAAGUUUUGAAGUCCAGCCGUGCGCGCGCGCCAGCAGUCACGGAAGUCGCCCCGUGACUUACUGCGUCUGUGACGCCAGUGCGCGCGGCAGGCAGCUCCGCAGUUUACGGGUGACCUUUCCCGCCGCUGCCAUUUGCGUCCGCUCAACCCGCCGGUGGCUGCGUGCAACCUCAAGGCAGCGGCCGGAACAGGGCGUCCGCACUGGGCCUAUCGACACCAGGACACAUCGGGACUCGUCUGGAACGCCCGGCUAACCCGCUUCGUUUCGGACGCCUCUCACUGCCUGCGAAUUACGAGUCAAGACUUUCACGAAGGAAAACUUAAGUGGCCGAUUCAAUUUCCGCGUUUCGAUUCUUGCAUUAGCCUUACUGCCUGUAAGCCAAAACUUCUAGCUGCAGGGAAAGAAAAAAUAUUGAGAGAAAUCGAUUAAAGUAGUCUGCACAACAAUUUGAAUCCUACGCCUGGAUAGGAAUGCUCACGGUUGGAUCACCCCAGUGAAAGCGUCGUGACGGAUUCGUCUCUCCCUACGUUCCACAUCUCGGCAGACCAGCCGAAUAGCCCAACCACGUGCCCCUCACCCAGCAGGGCUUCCACCGCCAACACUCGUCGUCCAAAGACGGAAGCCGCCGGCCAAAAAACGGCCAGCUGGAACCUGCGAGGCAAAAAGGCGGGCCGCGAGCGUUGGGAGGGGGCCGUGGAGGUAGCGCCCCCAGCGUCGGCUUGUUGCAGCAGUCUGCAGUGGCGCUGCGGAGGGUUCGGUCUCCCCGGCCAAGGGAAUGCAGCAAGCGGUGCCGUGCGUGAGCAGAGUGCGUAGAUCUCGACGCAAUAAAAUAACACAUGAACGUUACGUGCGUGGCAUCGCAAGAGACGGAGUGUAUUACGAGUUUCUCGCCGUUACGGAGUGGAAAAUAUAGAUAAGUGCGUGAAACAUUGCGUGUGUGUUUAGUUUAAUUUACUUUUUAUUUUGCGACAGUUUUGAAUUUAGUGAUAACGAUUCUUCACUGAAUAGAAGAUUUGUGAAGCUUCCACUGCCAGUGUAGAUCAGUUGCAGUAAAUCUCAUCAACAAAUGCUUCUAAUGUGUGGCCGUAGCCGACAAUGAGUUCAAAACUUCGCUUGGAUGCGGUAUACGAAUAUUGUCUAGUCGCGAACCUCUCUGCAGCGCAGCAGGCAUACUCGGUGCGUGUAACGGGGUAUGGUGCUCUGCGGUGAAGUGCUGGAGU
Messenger RNA from Gryllus bimaculatus (two-spotted cricket), 2539 nucleotides. The record is from the annotation of a GenBank genome assembly. NCBI's taxonomy places the organism in Eukaryota, Metazoa, Arthropoda, Insecta, Orthoptera, Gryllidae.